Chenopodium quinoa (quinoa) is the source of this 2053-nucleotide messenger RNA. RefSeq names its product cysteine-rich receptor-like protein kinase 42. Gene Ontology annotation, molecular function: ATP binding; protein kinase activity. The transcript has 6 exons. Gene Ontology annotation, biological process: protein phosphorylation. The coding region runs from base 108 to 2033 and encodes 641 amino acids. The record is from RefSeq and is a predicted model, not a curated record. Lineage: Eukaryota; Viridiplantae; Streptophyta; Magnoliopsida; Caryophyllales; Amaranthaceae.
GUAAAUCAUAAGCCAUAUAAUGUAGACAUCAGCGAAAUCCUUACAGUUGAUCACACAACAAUCAGAAGUAAAACUUUCAGCACAACAUAACCAAUAACUUUGCUGACAUGCAGAUUAUAUACACAUUUUCUGCAUGUCUACCUUUGCAGCUCUUUUUCUUGUUCUACCUGUCCCUCUUCCCUCACUAUCAUGCUGAUCCUCGAGCCUCGCAAACCCGGCUUUACUGUGGGACGUACAGAGAGCAAACAUACUCUCAGUUCAUUCCUAAAUUUGUUGAGGAUAUGUACAAUCUUGCUCAAAAGAUAAAUACUCAAAGCUGGGCUUCUUUUUCAACAAACUCUUCGAAUGUAAAGUCACCUAUGUUUGGCCUAAUUCAGUGCUAUGAAGACCUUUCUCAAACUGAUUGUCAACUUUGCUUUGCUGCUAGUCGUACUAGGCUCCCAACUUGUAUCCCUUCGGUUUCUGCUUCCCUUUUCUUGGACGGGUGUUUCCUUAGAUAUGAUAACUAUAGUUUUUAUGAAGAACCCUUGAACCCCAAGUUGAAUGGUAGAAAUUGCAGCACAAACAAUGGUAAGGUGGAUGUAAAUCAGAGGUCUGAGUUUGCUAAGAGUGUGAGGACUGUCAUCGAUGAGGCGAUGGAAAAAGGAUUGAAAAAUGGUGGAUUUGGAGUGGCUGAGGUUAAUGAUAGGAAAAGAAUGAACAAGUUGUACGCGUUGGCUCAGUGUUGGAAGACCGUCAGUGCUACUGGGUGUAAGGCUUGCUUAAACAAGGCAAGUGAACAGGUCACUCAGUGUGUACCGAGUAGGGAAGGCAGGGGUUUUAAUGCCGGUUGUUAUCUGAGGUAUUCAACUAACAAGUUUUAUGGUGAUCACAAUCAUACCAGAGGUCAUCAUGGAUUGCACAGACAUGGAUACAUAGCUGCCAUAAUUUUGGCUUCAGCUGCAAUGCUCAUGUUCCUUUCCUUCUCUUCUUAUUUGGUUUAUAUAAGAUACUCCAAAUGGAAAAAAGAAGAAAAUGAAGUCAGCAGAAGAUUUGCAAAAGUUGGUCUAAAUUUCAAUUAUGAAGUCCUUGAGGAAGCAACAAAUUUUUUUGACCUAUCGAAUAAACUUGGCCAAGGUGGAGCAGGAAUUGUAUUCAAGGGGACACUUCCAAAUGGUCAAGCAAUUGCUGUUAAGAGACUGUUUUUCAACACAACACAGUGGGCGAAUGAGUUCUUCAAUGAAGUAAACUUAAUCAGACAUGUUCAACACAAGAAUCUUGUUAAACUGCUAGGAUGUAGCAUUGAAGGACCUGAAAGUCUCCUGGUCUACGAGUUCGUUCCUAAGAAGAGUCUUGAUCACUAUCUCUUUGGAGCUCAGAGCCUGGAUUGGAAGCAAAGAGUACAAAUAAUUGUGGGAACAGCUGAAGGUUUGGCAUAUCUGCAUGGUGGUACUCAAACGCGAAUAAUACAUAGGGACAUAAAAUGCAGUAAUAUUCUUCUUGACGAAGAUUUUAUUCCAAAGAUUGCAGAUUUUGGUUUGGUGAGGUCUAUUGCUUCAGGCAGGAGUCAUCUGAGUACUGGAAUUGCUGGCACACUUGGAUACAUGGCUCCAGAGUACUUGGUGCGAGGACAACUUACUGAGAAAGCAGAUGUUUACAGUUUUGGGGUAAUUGUUCUCGAGAUAAUAAGUAGUAGGAAGAACGUCUUCAUACAGGAGUCACAAUCCCUUCUACAAUCUGUUUGGAAUCUCUACAGAUUAGGCAGACACUAUGAAUGUGUUGAUCCUUACUUGGGUACCGAGUUUCAGGAGGAGGUAUUAAAAGUGCUUCAUAUAGGUCUUCUCUGCACUCAAGCUUCAGUCCCUUUGAGACCAUCCAUGGCUCAGGUGGUUGACAUGCUAACUAGUGAAAAUUGCGAGAUACCAACACCAACUCAACCUCCAUUCCUCAAUACCAAUUUGUUUGAAAGUACCGACCAUUUUAGUGAUAAGUGUUACAUAAGCACUAAGUCAGACUCACUUCCCUUAAUUCAAAACCAAGAUGAUAACAAUUAAAUGUGAGUUUCAUAUUUGUA